AUGAGGGCUUUAUCGAAAUGGUGGAAGCUAUUUGGAAAAAAAGAGUAUGGACAUAGCAUAAUGAAGCAGGUGUGGUGUAAGUUGAAGGAUCUUCAGCAUGCUUUAAAACAGUUGAAUAGAAAAGAGUUCAAGUAUGUUGGGAAACAGAUUGAGAUGGCUAGAUUGGAGAUUGCAAAAGUUCAAGACCAACUAAAUGAACAAGCUACUAAUGAGUUGAUUGUGCAGGAAAAAGAGUUGCUAAUUAAAAUUGAAAAAUGGUCAAUGAUAGAAGAAAGUGCUUUGAGGCAGAAGUCAUGGAUAAAAUGGAUACAAUUAGGGGAUGCAAAUAAUAAGUUUUUCAGCUCAGAAAUUCAAGAUGAGUUUGUGAUGUUUUAUAAGAGUCUUAUGGGAACUUCAGCAGGCAAGCUACCAGCCAUUAAUGCUCAGAUCAUUAGAGGAGAUAUCGUUGAAGCUGUCAAGAGCUUUUUCACAACAGGCAAGCUACAUAAAGCAUUCAAUUGUACUCUAGUGUCUCUCAUACCAAAAGCUCAGAAUCCUAAAACUGUGAAAGAAUACAUACCAAUAGCUUGUUGUACUGUUUUGUAUAUGAUCAUCUCCAAAGUGUUAACUAACAGAUUACAUGGUGUGAUUCAGAGUAUCAUUUGUGAUAGCCAGGCAGGGUUUAUUCUAGGAAGGAAAAUUGCUGAUAAUAUUGUGCUUGCUCAUGAGUUGGUUAAAGCUUAUACUAGGAAGCAUAUUUAUCCUAGAAGUAUGUUGAAGAUUGAUCUGCAGAAAGCUUAUGAUUUAGUGGAAUGGGAUUAUUUGUAA
This is a messenger RNA of Solanum lycopersicum (tomato), 807 nucleotides long. The record is from RefSeq and is a predicted model, not a curated record. NCBI's taxonomy places the organism in Eukaryota, Viridiplantae, Streptophyta, Magnoliopsida, Solanales, Solanaceae.